ACAGACACAGGGGAUAACAUGGGAGCCAGUAAAGUGAUUCUGCUGAUGAUCUCUCUGAUUCCAUGCGUCACCACCGAGGAAACAGAAGAGUCUCCUAAAGCUAUUGUGUCUCGGCUGUCUAACUGGACAGAUGCCUUCAGUGGAGAGACAGUCACUCUUAGAUGUGGCAUAGAUGGGGGAGAGCCCUCAGACUGGCUAUACAGCUUUUAUAAGAAUGGGAAGGAGCGAAAGCAUGUGAGUUCUGGGCCAGAAUUCCAAAUCAAAUGGGCUCAUGAGUCACACAGUGGUGACUACAGCUGCAGAGCAACACGCAACGGAGACUCACAGACAUCGGAGAUCAGUGAAGCCAUCAUCAUUACAGUUUCUGGAAUACCAAAGCCAGUUGUUAGAGGUCCUCCACAGACCUGGCUGACCGAAGGAGACUCAGUGACUCUGAGCUGUGAAGUUAGAGGCUCCACUACAGGCUGGAGAUUCCACUGGUUCAAGACUGUUUUCACUGUUCAGACCAGCGCUGGGUGGUCACAAAUCUCAGACAGAAGAGGAGCUGGAGCCAAUUACACUCUCAGCCCUGUUGCUCUUAAACAAACUGGGGUUUAUGCAUGCAGGGCAGAGAGAGGAGAGCCACCCUAUCACACAGGGUUCAGCCAACCUCAGCCUCUCUGGGUCACAGGCCUUUCUUCUUUAGCAUCUGUGGUUGUCAGUACCAAUAAAACACAACAUUUCACAUCUGAGUCUCUUUCCCUCGGCUGUGAGGAGCAGAGCGGGAGUUUUAUUAGAUGGAGAUUGAGAUGGUCCUCGGGUAAGAUGGAGCGUGAUGUGUGUCCCUUUGACUGGACUAAGACAGGAUCCAAAUGCCACAUCAGCUCAGCAACUCAGACAGACAGUGGAGUUUACUGGUGUCAGUCUGCAUCUGGAGAGCAGAGUAAUCCUGUCAACAUCACUGUACUGACAGAUGGUGAUGCAAUCCUGGAGAGUCCUGUCCAUCCUGUGACUGAGGGAGAUCCUCUGACUCUGCGCUGUAGAUAUCGCUACCAGCCAUCAAACAUCAGUGCUGACUUCUAUAAAGAUGGGACACUCCUGCAGACCUCCACCACAGGAGAGAUGACCAUCCCUGCAGUUUCAAAGUCACAUGAAGGCCUCUAUAAGUGCAGCAACCCAGAGAGAGGAGAGUCACCUGUGAGCUGGAUCACAGUAAAGGUCCUAAUUGUGCCAGCUCCAUAUUCUGGAUCCUCUCUGCUGGUUCCAAUAGGCGGGGUUGUUGGACUGGUGAUCAUGGUUGUCCUCAUCAUAAUUCUGUUCCUGCUGUAUCGUUUCAAAAAGCUGAAAGCAGGUCUGGGUAUACAGACAACACCACCUGGUCAACAGCGGGAAUGCACCAAUCACAGAUCAAACCAGGACCAGAGUCAGCCUGGAGAAAGUGAUGGGGCUCAGUCAGAAUAUAUGCCAUUGCAAAGAGGUACCACGGAUGUCUAUGACACCAUUAAAGCAGAUUACAUGCCUCUACAACCAAGAAAUACAAACAUAUAUGAAACUUUGAAAAUUGCACACUAACAGUGGAUGAUGAGAUACCAUUCGCUAUGCAUAAUAUCUCAAUAUCACACAAUGGCAAUAUGUUUAAACAUGUUUUUUUUUUUUUUAAUGCUGAAUUUUUACAUUUGACAUGUUUCUGAUGUGUACUGUAGAUAGAUUAUUAAUUGUUAGCAUAGCAUACUUAUUGUUUCUUUCUUAUUCCAGUUGUUUUGAUGUGUAUCAGCUUGGCCAAAAGUGUACCCUGCAUGGUGCAAAUUUGCCUUUGUUACAUUUGAGAUGCAGGCUUUUUGACUAAACUGGUGACUAAAAUGGUGAACUCCAUAUAGUUAAUGUUACAUUUUGACCAUUUAGAUCCUCUUUAAUAUAUCAACCAGAUUGUGUCUUUGACCAAGUAUGAUCAGUUCAAAAAUAUGUGUGCU
Messenger RNA from Alosa alosa (allis shad), 1949 nucleotides. Its product is annotated as carcinoembryonic antigen-related cell adhesion molecule 5-like. The transcript has 11 exons. NCBI's taxonomy places the organism in Eukaryota, Metazoa, Chordata, Actinopteri, Clupeiformes, Clupeidae. The record is from RefSeq and is a predicted model, not a curated record. Gene Ontology annotation, biological process: cell surface receptor signaling pathway. Gene Ontology annotation, molecular function: transmembrane signaling receptor activity. Bases 19 to 1551 code for a protein of 510 amino acids.